AUGCCAUCCGAGCUUCGGUCAACAAGGCGGAGGACUAGGUCCAAGAGCCGGGCAGUGCGGGGGGCACGAGCAAGGCUGGUAUCUUGUGAGGCAGGGUGUAAGGUGGAGAAUCCGGCUACCGCCACGCAUCCAAGGAACAUCAUUUCUGGUCGCGAGGCCAUCAUGGCAGCCAUGCCUCAGACUAGCUGGCUGACAUCUCUGAGAGGCUUCAGGGCCAAGACACGCCAAUCUUUGAUAAAAAUGUGGGCCCGCAAGAGAUUGGGAUUUGUCAUGCUGUCCAUCAUGGCCCUACUGUUGCUGGGCUGUUACUUCAGCUGUGGGUUCUCAGAUUCUGUGACUGCAAAUGAAUUAAUCCUAUGGAAGAAUAAAGAUGCUGAUGGCCAAUCUUUGGAAGAAACAUCCACUUGGAAAGCUCUGUUGAUUUUUUUCUUUCCAACAACAUGCAUUGUAAAGGAGAAUCAAGAAGUAAAGCCUUGUAAAGAACUGGAGAAUCUUAAUGAGACUGAAUGUUUGAGAUACAAGUGCUGUUUUUCAUCAUCAGGGAUCAAGGACUUGAGUUGUUUUACCCCAUUAACAGAUAAGCCUACACAGAUGGUCCGGAUGUUUGGGCUUGGUGUGAUCAGCAUGAUCACCCUGGGAUGUCUGCCCAUUUAUUGCUGCUCUCUUUGCCAGAGGAGCAAAUGGGCCAAUCCUUUACGAAGGAAGGUCAACAGAAUGUUGAAAGGUCUUAAGAAACAAAGAAACAAACUGAAGUCUGAUGCUGAAAUGUUAGGGACAGCAAUGGAAGAUGAGGAAGGUGAUGAGAAGGAACAGGAGACCAAAGGUUUCCGUCUUGAAAAAUAUGGCUCAGAGCAGAAAUUGUCUUCAAAUGAGAAUGUGCAGGUUUAA
Molecule: messenger RNA, 888 nt
Organism: Urocitellus parryii (Arctic ground squirrel)
Lineage: Eukaryota; Metazoa; Chordata; Mammalia; Rodentia; Sciuridae
Source: RefSeq, a predicted model, not a curated record